Cylicocyclus nassatus is the source of this 1596-nucleotide messenger RNA. Lineage: Eukaryota; Metazoa; Nematoda; Chromadorea; Rhabditida; Strongylidae. The record is from the annotation of a GenBank genome assembly.
AUGUUUGAAGAUCAGCAACUUUUAUCCUUUGAUUAUAGCAAUACAAGUAGUGGUCUUGUAUAUUACCGAAAGGAAGCCGCCAUCAGUGGUGGACUUUUCGACCCGUACGCAUACUUCGAGGGACAGCAUUUCAUGACUUCAUCAAUGGAAACUAUAUCCAGGGGUCAGUUUGACAAAAGCAUCAGCCUUCUACUAUGUCGGGAUUUACCAUUUGCUGCAGUUCAAGAAGGCCUAGUUAUCGAAAAGGACCGCAUUGUCGCUCCCUUGACCAUAGCUGUUGGAACUUAUUCAUUGUGGGUACCCAAGCAUACUCUCUAUCGUUAUGAGUCAUUUUUUAUUCUUCCUAUUCUAAGUGUAGCAGGGUCUCGAGAAGAAACAUUCAUACGUUUGCUGUUGGCUCAAAAGCUCUUAAACCUCGCCAAUAGCAGCCUUGCAUUCUAUCCGAUAGAAUCGAAUACAAGCAGUGGUUAUGGUGAUGCAAAAAUCGAUCACAGAACACCAGAGUUGAUCAAUGUAUCUGCUUUUCUUCGUUCCUGGAAAUGUCCACAUAGUAAAUUACCUGAUUGCAUGGUGCUGCUAAUAGAGGAGUUUGUAGAUAAACGCUAUCUGGAUGAAGACUGGCUCUUACUAACCUCCUACUGGGUGAAAGAACUCAGCAAAAUCUCGUACAGAUUCCCUUCAGUUCAUGAGCCAAAUUUUGACUGUCUUUACUUACUGGACGAGCCAUCCAGAAGGCAGAACUGUAGACGUUCAAGCAUCUACUUCCCAAACUUUUCAGCUGCUAACAUGAAUAAAUUACGUAAUUGGAGGAAAAAGACACUCAGUGAUCUGAGCAAAUGGUGUGCUAAAGCGCACUGCUAUAGCGGGGAGUUUCCGGAAAUCAUUUUUCCAUUCAACUACAUCCACAUUUCUCGUGUAGAGCUGAUGAAGGGGAUCUUUUUCAACUACUGCCUCUCAAAAGCCAAGGAGCUUAAUCUGCGAAAUGUAAAAGGAUAUUUCCUGGCUGGGGAUGACGCCAUCUUCAACUUUUGGCACAAGCUUGAUUUGAGCGAGAUUCUGUUUCCCGUUGACGGAGGUGAACUGUUUCAAAGAAACUGGUGGUGGACUUCAAGAUAUGGAAAGAGAGCGACAAAGCGUGCAUCUCGCAUUUUUGAAGAAAUGUCGAGAGUAAACAAUAAAAUCAAAAGAAUCUUAGCCUGUUACCAAAAAGGGCUGAUUGAGAAUGGUUAUAAUGAAGAUGCGCUUGUUCACAUUGCUCGUGACACUAGCAAAACGCUAAGUGAUUUUUUUUAUGUCCCCCAAAAAAGAUUGGUCUAUAUCGCAGAGGUCAUUGAAGUGUUCUUCGAAGCUGGUGUGUUUGUCGAGCUCACAAUGAUGAAGAUUCUGCAGACUGUCCUGCACAUCAGGCCUGAUCUAAGUCGAUUCGUCUAUCUACCCUACCACUACCGUCGUAUCUGGUAUGAGUUCUACGAUUCGGAAAAAAUCAUGGUCCAUCCAAUCAAAAUCAAUAUUGCUGGAGCGAGGUUCUGCAGCACAGUGGUGAAAACCUUCCAAGAAGUUCUGAUUCCGCAAUUAAAAUCUUUUAAUAUGAGAUAG